CUUUUUCUUUUUAUAAUUCCAAAGUAUCGAAAGUGCUGAUCCAAACUUCCUACUAUCUAAACACGUAGACAUGGAGAAGAUAAACAGAAAAGUAGCACAGCCGUUGACGUUGUGAAUUACACAAUUUCGUCCGGAAAUGACUUUUUAAAACAGGGUUUUAUGUGUUCAUUUUGAAAAUAACUUGCUUUUCAUUGAAGCCGCGCUGUAAAGGGGACAGCUAAUGUAAGUUCUCAUGUUUUGUCAUGAAGCCAGAGUGUGUCGUAUCACCGUAGCUCGCGAACAUAAGCUAAAUGCUAACGCUAGUUUACCACCUACCGAGUGUGUGUUUGCCCCUCCUUAUUGACACAAAAAUGUUGAGUAAUCUUUGAUAGAACAACUGUUUAUAUAGUAAUGGUUCCCCUUGGCUGUUUUGUGUCGUGUGAGUUGGUUGUCAGUAUGAGUAAUUUACCAUGACCUACAUUUUUAUUGGGAUAAUAGUAAGUGAACAUGGAGGCCUCACAUGCUAACUCAUGAUAAAAACAAACAUUCACUCAGUGUGAUGCUACAAUCAUUAUGAUCAGUAUGGUAUUCCUUUAGCAGCAGCAGCAACAUAUAUAGUUGUAUAAUGCAUAUUUAUGAAUUAAACAAUAAAUAUCGUAUGUUAUUGAUAAAAGCUGUAAAAAAAACAGCUUGUUUCGUUCAGGCGCAGCUGGUCAGCUACAUUCAAUAACACCAAAUUUUCUUAUCAACACAUUUUCUAAUCAAUUUUUUAGACAUUUUAGGGUUAUUUAUUUUAUUCUACUAAUUGUAGGUGCCAGUAAGAGUUUUACAGAGCUAAUUUUAUUCCUCUUUUAACAACCAGGCUUCUAUUUUUUACAUAAUGUUUCUCUAUGAUGGACAAUUUAUUCAUUUAUUAAAUUUUACAGACAAGACAGACACGGCACAUUAAAGCCUGAGGCCCAGAGAGAGAAACUUUUACCCAAACUACAAGCACUGUCUUUUAAUCCAUCACCACAAGUGAGAAACCUGGGCGUCAUUUUUGACUCUGACCUUUAGUCCACACAUUGAGAACAAAACAAAAAUAGGUUAUUAUCACCUAAAGAACAUCGCCAGAGUCUGCCCCAUUCUCUCUCAGGUCAACACGGAGAAGCUAAUGCAUGCUUUUAUCACCAGUCGUAUAGAUCAGUGGUUCUCAAGUCCAGUCCUCGAGGCCCACUGUCCUGCAUGUUUUGGACGUUUCCCUGCUCCAACACACCUGGUUCAAAUGAUCAGCUUGUUAUGAAGCCAUUGCAGAGCUUUAAAACGAGCUGAUCAUUAUUUUGAAAAACUGAAUGCAGUAAAAAAAAUAUUGUUUAUUUUUCCUUUUUUUGGUCUUUAGUUUGUGCAAUUUGACAUUUCUUCAUUUUUGUCCAUGCCUCGUUGCAUGGUCCUCCUCAGGUUUUCUGAAUAUGCUCUAAAUGCAGAGAUGCAUAUAAGUCACAUUUAUCGUUUUGCUGUUCUCCAUUUUGUGCAUGAAAUGCCCUUUGUUUAAAAACUGAAUACUGCUCCUUUAUUUUUCUGCUCUGGCUUUGGGGACAGUAAACAGAAACAUCCCAAAAGUUCUGAAUGAUCUGGAUGGUUCAUUAUUUAUCAGAUGAUCUCCAAACCAUGUAGUGCUUAAGCAGCAACAUCAUAAAGUCUGAUGUCUGACAGAGAGGGAGUCAGAACUCCACCAAUGACAGACCUGUUAAGAUAAUGUUAUAGUUAUGAAGUUGUCUGACUCUAAUAUAUGUUUGUUUUUAGGGUCCUGACAACAUGGACAGUGGCCUGAGUCCGCAGGAUAAAAAAGACCUGGACAAGUUCAUAAAAUUUUUCGCCUUGAAGGUAGGACAUCUGUAUGAUGUUGUUUUUCCAGCAGCAGAUUUUUUUGUAAAUAAAAAAUGAAUGUAGAGUCUGUGGUUUCUGAGGGGACAUCAUGUUCUUGUCUCUUGGUUUACCCUGCUGCUCUGAAAAAGAGUCUUCAGUUUAUUUUGAACCCUGGCUCUGUUCUUACACUGACGUCAUCUUGAAUUUGCACAAAAAGUCAAAGAUUUUCCCUCGUUUAGAUUCACAAGCUGGGAAACAGAUUGUAAUAACAGGAAUAUUAUCUUGUGGUGCAAGUAUGAAGGGUUGAAGUCCAUCCUCGGAAAAAUGAGCAUUUGCCAGGCUCAGAUUGUGAAAUGGAUCCCUAUGAAAAAGCAGAUCUUCAUCAAUAAGGUCUCUCUCAGACAUUAAAAUUAACAAUCUGAGCCAGUUAGUGACAAAACAAGAAUAAAAAAAGUCGAUGUAUGGCAUAUGCACCCUGCACACUAAUGUUAAGGUAAGGUCUGUUAUUAUCAUACCAUAAAUCCACCAGACUCCCCUGACAAAAACUGAUUUUACCUGAAAGAACCUGGGAGUUAAUGGUAUACCUCUACCUUUAUCUGUGAGUUUAUUUGGUGUGAAGUGAAUCAAUCCACCGUCAUGUUGAACUUGUUAGACCUCAAAAUAUAUAUAGAAAGGGCAAAGGUUGGAAAAACAGCAAGGAAAUGAUUCAUCUGAGUGUUUUCUCUAGAUGCUCUAGAGCUGAGGUAUUUCUGGCUGAAUAUUCUUUAACUUCAGAUCAACUUUAUCUCUGCAGCUCACAGCAUCUCUGUUUGUUAUGUACUCUCUGUGUAGACCGUCCAGGUGAUCGUCCAGGCUCGUCUUGGAGAGAAGAUCUGCACUCACUCGUCUUCCUCGCCAACAGGCUCUGAUUGGGUAAGAAAGUUUCUUUCACCUUUAAGGACAAAUUUCCAGCUGCCUCAAUAAGAGAAGUAGCUUGAUCACUAAUGUGUACUGUUAAUGAGAUACUUUCUCUAGACACUUCUCAGAUCCCAAACGGUAAACAUUCAUCAAAGGAGCAGCAAACACAGAAACAAUUCUUCGUAUCUCCUUCACAUUCUCUCUGUGCUCGUGUUGAAAAGUCAUAAUUAUUUUUAUUUCUGUCGUCUCUAGUUUAAUUUGGCCAUCAAAGACAUCCCAGAGGUGACUCAUGAAGCCAAGAAGGCGCUCGCCGGACAGCUCCCCGGCAUCGGACGCUCCAUGUGUGUGGAGAUCUCCCUGAAGACGUCAGAGGUAAAAACGUCCUCUCUUUCAGUUCAUGCUCUCUAGUUUUCUUGCAUUUGUCCAAUGCGAAAUAUGACACAUGAUAAUUUGAAGUGUAAAGUUUAUGAACGUGAGAGGUUAAUAACAAAACUGAACUGCCUUUAAUCCUUUCUAAGUCUAAAAUAAAGAGCUGUUUAGGAGGCAGACCUCUCUAUACAGAAACAUAAAAUCAAUAUGAAUGAUUCCUUUCGUCAUCUUUUGGGGCUCCUGCAUUAAUCUUUCUGUCUUUCCUACAGGGAGACUCGAUGGAGUUGGAGACUUGGUGCCUGGAGAUGAAUGAAAAGUGAGUGAAUUUAGCUCUUAUUUUGAGCAUUUUUGCUCUGAAUAAGCUGUUAACAGCGACCAAACAAAAUUGCAAAGUACGAAACACCUUAAUAAAGUUUGAGACAAUGUUUUAUUUUGUUUUUACGUUUAAUAAAAGAUGAGCAGAACCAAGGACAAAGCAAGUGCACAUUUUAGAAAACAGAUUAGGGUUUACAAUACCCAACCCUAGUGAGAUAUCAGAGGGUUUUUGUUUUCUCCUCUGCAGGUGUGAUAAAGACAUCAAGGUGUCAUACACUGUCUACAACCGUCUCUCUGUCCUCCUGAAGUCUCUGCUCGCCAUCACCAGAGUCACACCUGCCUACAAACUGUCCAGAAAGCAGGGUCACGACUACGUCAUUUUAUACAGGUGAGCGGACAUUCGACAACAGAGUUAACCCACGUAUUUAUAAAACAAAUAUCUCUGACUGCUCGGCAAACUGCUGAUCUUUGUCAUCUUUGCAAAUCCGAUGUAAGCAUGUCAGUCUUUUUUCCAGGAUUUACUUUGGUGAAGUUCAGCUGAGUGGACUUGGAGAAGGUAACCAUUAACUCCACUUUUUGAAGCUCAUCCUGUGCUACUUCCUUUUGACAUGUUACAAUACAAUAAUUUGACAUGUCCCCCUAAGAAGCAUCCAAAGAGCAUUUAAUUUACUUUUGAAACACUGGUCAGGCAUCCAGAGGGAACCAUGCUAACAGUUUGUACACAGGAAUGGUAUUUAGGCCCUUUGUUUACAUUAUUUUUUACUUGUGUGCAACUUCAGGGGGGGCUUUAUUUACUCUUUCCCCACUAAAAAAGCAACCAGAGAGCACUUAGUUUACAUUUAAUCUACCAGAGCAGCAAUCAGAAGGCUGUUCAUUUACAUUUAAUACCAUGGUUGGGUAUCCAGAGGGCAUUUUGUAAACUGAUGGCAAUUUGUUUGCAUUUUAAGGGCACUUUAUUUACAUUGAAUACACUGGAAAGGCGUCUACUAGGGCAGUGGUUCUGCCACUGAGAAUAUUGUCACAUAUUAUAGAUUUAUCUUUAUGCACAAAAGAGAAUUUUUAAAAGCAUGAAAAGUAUCACAGAAACACUCUUUUAAACACCUUCAAAAUGAGAUUGUAAACUAAGACGGAAACAGAGUACCGUAGUUUUCGCACUCUUAGACGCACCAUCAAUGAACGCGUCUAUUCGCGUCUAUUUUCAUACAUAAGGCGCACCGGAUUAUAAAGCACAUUAAACCAAACAAAACAGUCAGAUAAGUCAAACUUUAUUGAACUCAUUUAAUAACUCCGUGAGGCUACGGUAGCUGCAGUGCUCCGACAAGCCAAAAGGAUUUUUAAGUGCGCCUUAUAGUGCGAAAAAUACAGUAAGUAAUUUUUCAGGUACGACAGGUUUUCAAACAAAAACAAAAUGAUAUCAGAACAGGUGGUUUUAAUAACUAUUUACCUCAAACUUUCUUGUGCGUUUCUAAAACCAGCAGUUUAAGGAAGUGAUUGUACAUAAAGUUUGUGAUGAAAUUGACAGUUUGGUUUUCCCUGAUCCGUCUGUUCGCUGAGUUUUGUUUGUUUGAUUUGAAGGUUUCCAAACAGUGCGAGUCGGUGUUGUCGGCACACCUGUGGGCACAGUCACACUUUCCUGCGCUUAUCGCACCAACCUGGCCUUUAUGUCCAACAGGUAAUUCACACACUACCCGUCAAGCACCACAGAGGAAUAUUAAAUGUAGGCCGACGAUGUAGGAGUUGCUUCACAAAAGAGAGAAACAAACCGUAAACAGUUGGAGUGUCUUCUGUCAUCUGCAGACAGUUUGAGCGCUCAGCCCCCAUCAUGGGGAUCAUCGUGGAUCACUUUGUGGAUCCUCCCUGCAAUAGCCAGCGGCCUGCAAACAUGGGACAGCCCUGCAACUACAGGUAAGUGUUAUUUCCUUUCCUCUGCAGCAGAUCAGGCUGGCUGGAAAUCUUUACAGAAACUGUACAUGUCUGUGCAGAGCUCCAGAAGACGAUGAUGGUCCGUUUGCAGGCGUUCAGGACUCACAGGAAGUCUGCACCACCUCUUUCUCCACCUCCCCUCCCUCUCAGGUGAGAAAACACUCCUUCACUCCUCUUUAUGAUCUCUGUCUUUAUCCUGUAACUCCUUCUCUGUUUUCAUUUUGCUUUCUCUUUUCUCUCUUUGUCUCUUUUCCUGUUGUCUUUUACUGUAUCUGUGUGUGUGUGCGUGCUGCAUGAUCCCAGUGUGUGUGCACACUGAGCCCCUCGCCCUCUAAACUGUCUAAGCCCCUCCCUCUGGACAGUCUGCAGAUCCCAUUGGCUCCUGGACAUGUCACUCACACUGUGAGUCUCUGCUGUGAGAGUGUGACUGUGUGUGAAACGCUUUAGAGUGAUUUCACGUCUUAUUCUGGGGUGUGCGUGUCGCUCCUGAGUAGUGCUGGGCGAUAUGGAAAAAAAUGUAUAUCACGAUAUGGAUCAUUUUAUGUCACGAUAACGAUAUAUAUCACGAUAUAGCUAUGGUAUGCUUUCAGUUCUAUGAAAAAUUUAAGUGUAUACAGCUGCACUAGUACAGUACCAGUACAAGACCAGCACUUAAAACUAGAAAAAUGAAUAAAUAAAUACGUGGCCGAAGUGCGUUCAUGUCUGUGCUCACCCAAAGUUAUGCAACACUCACAGAAAACGCCGAUAGUGUGAGCCAAAGCACUCCAUAAUAAUAAUAAUAAUAAUAAUAAUAAUAAUAAUAAAUUUAAUUUGUAAUGCACUUUACAUUUACAAAAAAUCUCAAAGUGCUACAGUACACAGUAAAAAAAGAGCAGCAACAAUAAAAAAGCAAUAGAAUGACAGUCACAGAUUGGCAUAAAAAAAGAAUUAAAAAAAAAAAAAAAUAUAGAGUUGCAAUGUAAGAGGCAAGGUAGUAAAAGCAUAGAGGAAAGUUAACCAAAGGCUUUAUUAAAAAGGUAGGUCUUUAGGGCUCUUUUGAAGAGGUUGUUCACACUGCUAGAUGUUUCUCUUCCAAAGCUGCUCUCUGCCUCCAUCAUUGUUUACUUUACUCUUGAAGCACGUAGGAAGACCCGAGCAUGAAUCCGAGCGCUUUAUUCGCCUAUCAGGGGCAGACAGGUAAGGUGAUUUGAUUCGCCACGACUCCAGAAAUGAUUGAAAAACUACAGAAUGUCACAAAAUUACGUUUCCUCGCUGCUGGCUUGAAGGGUAGAAAUGCGCAGCCGCGCUCCCAGCUGACAGGAAGUCAAACCACUGUUGUAGUUCUUUUGUGUUGCUAGCGCGGUCAAGAGUGUUGGCUCUCACUGAGAGAUGACUACAAAAAUGGACGCACCUGUUCAGCUGGUGGUUAAACACGGCUGAAAAUGAUCAUCUUUUAAUGUUGUCCCCGCUCCUGCCCACUCCCGUUGCCUUUUUCCCCGUCCCGUCCCGAUCAAGGGAUUAAUUAGAAAAUGACUCCCAUCCCGUGGGAUUCCCGCGGGAAUCACGUGACCCACGGGAAUUCCCGAAAAAUGUCAUCCUCUACAGGGAAGGUCCCGGAGCAGAUGAAACAGGUGCCGGAGCGGCUGAAAUAGGUCCCGGAUCCGAUCAAAAGAAUUAAGCACUGCUUACAAUGAUCCCCUCACGUGUGUAACCCAGGUAACCCGCAACGGCGGGAGACGCUGGACACGAAGAGGGCACGUAAAGCGGCGUCAUGUCGCAAAAUCGAAAGAGAAAUGCAAGCCUACAUGUCAACGCAUCCUUUUCUUUGUAAGAAAAUAUUGUUUUCUUUCCCGUUCGAAACCAAAUACACUUACUGAAUGUGCAAUUAUUGUUGUUGUUACUAUGAAUCAUCUGAUGGCACAAGCCCUAUGGAUAAAAUACAGCCUAUCGCCCGAAACGAUAAAAAUAAAAAUGGCACGAUAGACAUUUUCUAUCGUGCCCACGAUAUGUAUCGUCCUAUCGCCCAGCACUACUCCUGAGUGUGUUCAACCUUUCUGCAACGUUUUUCUCACUGUGUCUAAAACUUAUCUCUGACACUUAUUCUUAAAAUUUUACCCUUUUUUUCCUCUUUGCAUGUAAGUCUUUCAAUACGGUGUGAAAAAUAUCAAGGACUGAUCCUGAAGCGCUAAAUUUUACAAACAUGGAGACAAAAUCUAUGCAGAAAAAUGAAUCUCAAAGGAUACAAAUAAAAUAAUGUAAAUGUUGAUACAAAAGUGGCAGGUAAUAUUAGAGAGCUGAGCCUUAAAUAACAGAAUCAUGUCUGCUCUGUUCAUUUUGUUUCCUCUCUCUCUCUCUGUCUCUGUCUCUUUUUCUGUUUGUGCCUCUGUAGCUCUACGCUUCCAGGUUAUCAUACCAGCCUCCAGCUCUAGGGGGAGCUGCUGAGCUGAGUCACCCCACUGCCAAUCCAAACCAGGUAAGACAUCUCUCACUAUCCAGUCAGUUCCAUAGACGUAAUAUACGUAGACGCCUCAAAGCCUGACGCUGCCUACUUGAGCUCACGUAUCAGCGCAGCUGCCAUCUUGGAUGGGUCCCCCAUGUGCCUCCAGUGCAUUAAAACAGGUAGGAAUGCCCAACCAUAUGCUACACCACACGCAAACUGCUCACUUCUGUACUAGUGUCUCCGGCGACACUAGAUUACACUCCGGCAUGUAAUGAGGCAUCUACGUGUAUAAUGUCUAUGGUCAGUUCCAUCUGACGCUUUCACUCUUUAAGAUCUUGAGUCAAACACUGAUGUGUGGUUAGGCCUGUCGCGAUAAUCAAUAAAUCGCCUUAUCGCUCGGUAAAUAAAAACGAGGUCGAUAACUUUGCCAGCCUCGAUAAUUGACGUGCGUUUGUUUUCCUCCUCUCUUGCUACCAAACACGCUGGAUGAGAGAAGAGGUCUCACUCUGCGCAUUGUUCUCGGCACCUGGGGGCGUUGGCUCUAUAGCGGAAUGAACGGAGUUAGUGAACCCUCCUGUCAGUCAUUCAGUGUCUUUGUCAGGAGGGGGCUGGCACGCACAGGUACACAGACACAGACUUUUUGGAUACAGUGCUGCAAGUGAGCGUCGUGAGUGAAAAGCAAGCUAACAGAAUGAACACGACAGCUUUGGUGUCUAAACCGAACGCAACAGCCCAAGUGUGGGAAUAUUUCGGCUUUAAACCAGUUUUGUUUUCGUCAACCACAAAACUCCACGUGUGUGCGUGCGCGCGUGCGUGUGUGUGUCUGUGUGUUGGAGGAGCACAGCAGGCUGAUGAGAGCUGUCAGAGCGGACUGAAGCUGCUCCUAUAUGUUUAGCGUUUAACUGACUGAGUUUUGCAACUCUGUUCGUCAUUUUCGUCUGUCCAUCAACGUAAACGCACUUUUGUCUCGUCACAUUUUAGUCAUCUCCGACUUAUGUUUAGCUCGUCAACGUUACGUCUUCGUCGUGGGAGAAAAGGGAAAUAUUUUAGUCAACGAAAACAACCAGUGUUGUUCUCGUGUGGAAAUUAAAGUUUAUCACUUUUGACAUGGUGUACUCGCAUUAUUAUGCCAUAUAAUAUCAUUAUCUAUAAUUUAAAAAAUGGUGUCAAUAAUAUCGUUUAUCGGUGAUAAUUUGUAGCACAAUUAUCGUCCAGCAAAAUUUGUUAUCGUGACAGGCCUAUGUGUGGUCUUUCUGAAGGUGUUGCAUGCUGGGAAAGAAGGCGGGGUCGUGUUGGCUCCUGCGCAGCCUCCUCAUGGAGCAGAUGCCCAUCUGACAGUAGAGCACGCCCCCAACACACCUGGCAGCAGGUAAUUUCAGCUCAGCACCAAGACUGUGAAUCCCAAAUCUUAGGAGUCUGAACCGAGAACCUCUGCGCCACCAGGUCCAGAUUUUGAUUAAAGUUUCUAUCGUCUCUUCCCUCCUCAGCGGUGAUGAUGACGGUCUGUCAAACAGCGGGUACGGGCGUAGGGAUGAAGGACGGAGGUGUGCUUCUCCCUCCGACCCUGUGGAGUCUCUAAACGCCUUCACGAGGAAGAUCGGAGCUUUUGUGAAUAAACCCAGCGCACAGGUACCUCAAACACACACCUUAGUUACCACGCAGCUUUCAUGAUCUGAAACAUAGAAACCUUUCAGUAAAUAAGAAACAUAAAAGCCUCUGAACUUUAGAGCUGAGUUUGCUGCCUGGUUUCUUGUGUUUGUGUAGAUAACAGCAGCCAGUCUGGAUCUCCCGUUCGCUGCGUUUGCUCCUCGAGGCUUGGACUCGGAGGAGAAUGAUCCUAUGGUAACCUGACAGUUUUCAGACCCUUUUCCACACCGCAGAAACUUUUGUCUUUAUUCAUUCAGCAUUCUAAAGAUUGAUUGAUUGAUUGUUUGUUUGUUUGUUUGUUCAGGUACAGCCUCCAGACUCUCCUCCCUGCCACUCCCCCCUGCAGGCCAGUCUCCACUCUCAGGGCUCAGAAGGAUCAGGACCGCAGGACGACUUUGUCAUGAUCGACUUUGUACGUUUAUACAUUAGAAAUUAAAUAUCUUACAUGGUUGAUGUGAAACUCCCCCUGUACACUAACAUCUCUGCAUCUUCUGUGCAGCGUCCAGCCUUCUCUAAAGACGACCUGCUGCCGAUGGAUUUGGGAACUUUUUACCGGGAGUUUCAGAACCCUCCACAGCUGGCGAGCCUCUCUCUGCACAUCAGCUCACAGUCCAUGGCCGACGACCUGGUAACACUUUUUCUUUUUCCUGUCCUCUUAUGUUCAAAUUAGGGCCCACUGCUGAUUAUACGCGCUCCAGAUGAGUAGCAAAAGCAAAAUCAGUCUACGAUGCUCCAUGACGGGCGAAGACAGCAGAGCGGGGUUUGUUUUCCCAGGGUCACAUGACUUCCUGUUCCGUUUUCUGGGGCGAUUGAGUUUGUCCUUUGUGAACGCAAACCAGACCAGUUAAACAAUCAAAACAAAUGUAUCGUCUUGCCUUGGAUUCGAAUCAGGAAACUGACCUUUAGGCGUGAACACGGCCUUAUUCUCCACAUUUUAUUUCUGAAAAUAUCGGUGAAAAUCCGCGAUUUUUGGCCGUUUACCAAUUAGUCUCAAAUGGGCUAAAAUUGGCUGAUUUAAUCGGCUCGUUGAUAAAUCGGUCGGGGCCCUAGUUAAAAUAAAUCCAUCCACCUUUCCCUUAAUGUUGAUUUUUUUUCUCUUUUCUUCCUGCAGGACUCUCUGCCAGAGAAACUGGCCGUCUACGAGAAAAACAUCGACGAGUUUGACGCCUUCGUGGACAUGCUCCAGUAGAGAGAGAGCGCUGGACUCCGUGUGAGGAAAGAGGAAGCGAAACACAAAAUAAGAAUGAAAGGGAGAAUCAGACUUGAGUCGUUUUCUGUCCUGUGAGAUUCACUAAUUUCUGACAUUUCUCUUCUUCUUCUUCCUCAUCACCUCACUGACUAGUCUGUACAGAUCAUCCUCUGAUCAACACUGUAAAUAUGGAUUUGUUGAGCACUGUUAGAAACUAUAAAUCACAACUUAUUGUCGGUGUGAAGUCAGGAAUCAUCAUUAGUUGAACUGUAGCUUCUCUCUGCUGAGGAUUUCCUCGUCAUCAUGGCCUUUCUGACUCUAGACAUGAAAAAAAAAAUCCUCUAUCAGGCAGAAAUUAUAAAGCUGGUCUUUGAAUAAUCGUUUCAUUUAGCCUUACAGUGAAAUAGUCGUAGUUCAAAACUGACAGUCUUGUGUCCAUAUUAAUCUAGUUUUCACUGCCUUGCUCAAAGGAAACGGAUUCAUUCACCCACGCCAGGAGUUUCCCAGCUGGUCUGGGGAUUUAAAUGCCAACUUUCAGGCCGUGAGUUGGACUUAAAGUGAAUUAAACUCUUUGUGUGUACAGAGAACAUUUAUCCAUUCUUAAAAUACAACCAGGAGCCAGUCUAGUUAUCACACCUACCUGAAGCUGAUGCAGCAGACCUGAAGGAGGAGGAUUCUCUGCUGUAUCAGACUGAUUCGUGUAGCCACCUUCAGACUGGUGACUGAGUGUUGACUCUACAACAAGCUUGUGUAUAUUUUGGGGACUUGCAGCCGUCUACAGCCCGUCAUCGUCCCUGACUGUUAGGUUGAGAGCUUUAAUUUAAUCUUUUUUUUUUUUUUUUUCUGCUGUUGUUGGUCUAAAUGUCCUGAGAAAUAAAGCAUGGCUGCUCUGUUCAAUCA
Molecule: messenger RNA, 11483 nt
Organism: Xyrichtys novacula (pearly razorfish)
Lineage: Eukaryota; Metazoa; Chordata; Actinopteri; Labriformes; Labridae
Source: the annotation of a GenBank genome assembly